AUGCUGCUUGGGUCUGGUGAAUGUGCCACCACUGUGGAUCAAGCCAGGCUUAAUCCCCAUGCUUUUAGUCAAAGUGCUCAAAUUGCUCUCAGAGCUGUGCCCAACUCUCACACCAAGGAAACUUCUUCCUUUGUGAAUAUCCAUCAGGGUACUACAGAGGCAUAUAUUGACUUUAUUGACUGCCUCCAAGAAGCUAUUGAAAGACAAAUAGACAAAGGCAGAGCUGCCAAAACUCUUUUUGUGCCAGGAUCACCGCUGCACCGCAGCACUCCCGUGCCCCGGAUUGCUGUCGCGCCGAUUUUGCGCCAAAUUUCCCCAGACCUCCACGCGCCUGCGCCCGGCGCCAGCCCCGAGUCCUCUGCUCGGCUCAUCGUCCCCUACCAGUCUGGAUUCAGGGCCUCUCUUUUAGCUGCUGCAAGUAAGCGAGGUUUGAAAUGUUAUAACUGUAAACAGCCCGCUCAUCUGCACAGAAACUGUCCAUCCACACUGAGAGGGGGAAUAAGUAAUGACAAGCCUCCCUUCAAGGAUUGUCUGCACUGUGGCAAAGGCGAACAUUGGACAAGAGAGUGCCACUCUAAAUUUGAUAAAAAUGGCCAGCCCACCGUACAUGCCCACUGGCCCCACUUCCUCCUUCUGCACAUCUACUGGGCUCUCCUCCAGGCAGGUGCCGCUACAGUAGCCCCCGUACCCCUACGUGUGAGGGGGUAACCCUCAUCCCUCUCUCCUCUGGUGUAUAUGCUGAGCCUCUACUGCAGUCCAACCCAGAAGAACAUCAUCUGCAGUUUGCAGGAGCAAGAUGUGGAGGUGGAUGGGCAGAACUGGACUUUUGCUUUUGACUUCUCCUUCCUGAACCAAGAAGAGGAUUUGGAGUGGGUUGAUGGCCGGCUGCAGCUGUCCAGCCCUGUGGACCUUUCCCCUGAUGUCCCUCUCUCCGCUGAGAUUUUCCAUCAGCCAAAGCUGGAGGAACAUCAGGACCCAGCCAGCUGCCUGAAAUGUCUUUGGAUGGAACUGUUCACUGUCACUCUGUCCCAGGUUACCUUUUCUUCUGGCAGCAUGGUCCUAGAGGUGACAAGGCCACUCUCCAAGUGGCUGAAGCACCCCAGGGAACUGAAGGAGCAGAUGGCCAUUUUGGCUCAAGAGUGUUGGCAGUGGCCUCCCAUGCCCCCUGUCACCAAUGUGCUCCUCCUGCUCUAUUCCAACCUCUCUCCUGAGCAGAGGAGGCUGGGUGGCUCCACCUUGCUGUGGGAAGCUGCGAGCUCCUCGAGGGCCCAAGAGGGACAGCUCUUUCGGGAGAGGGGCAGGAGGCACCCUCGACAUCCUUUGCCUGACAGAAGCCAACUAUGUCUGACCGUCAAGUUUCAGGUGGACUUCAACCUGAUAUCCCCUAUAAUACUACAAGUCACGAAGCAGCCUAGGUAUAAUGCAGGCCCAAUCUCCCAAGGGAGAACCAAUCAGUGGUUUUGGCAUCCUGUAUGCCACCACACACCUAUGGGCUUUCCAAUAGGGCUGGGUUACAUUUGCCAUUGCCAGGCAGAUUGGCUCCCUAUAAUACUAGGAAUAAUGUCUUCCUUUAGUUGAUGUGAAAGGAGCAUUGCUAAUGUUGCUAACAAAAGGCAUUGCCUUAUUUUAAUCACAAAGAAGAAUGUGUGGCUCUGUAAAUGAACCUCCAAGAUUCAUAGUGAUUAUGCAAAUUGUACAAACAAGUAUGAAUUGGAGAUUGGUUGCUUGGUUUCCAUUUAUAUUAUAAAAAUUAUAUUUGCUCUUUGCAUUUCAAUUUCCUUGCCACACACAACUGAAGGCUGGGCUGGGAAAACACUUAAAUCCAGCAUCUUCAACAGACUCUUUUCAAAAUCAUUGGAAAGGGUAGGGGUGAUUGCUUUCAUUAGCUUGUUUAAUUUUGAUGAAAUUUACUUAUGAAGUGAACCAUAAAGUGCAUUUGGCUAUUAUAUAAACUUCUAGUGGUCAU
Molecule: messenger RNA, 1966 nt
Organism: Phyllostomus discolor (pale spear-nosed bat)
Lineage: Eukaryota; Metazoa; Chordata; Mammalia; Chiroptera; Phyllostomidae
Molecular function (GO): zinc ion binding; nucleic acid binding
Source: RefSeq, a predicted model, not a curated record